CAUACAGAGACACCAGGGACAUAGAGAGGACUACAGACCGCCAUCAGGGACAUAGAGAGGACUACAGACCGCCAUCAGGGACAUAGAGAGGACUACAGACCGCCAUCAGGGACAUAGAGAGGACUACAGACCGCCAUCAGGGGCAUAGAGAGGACUACAGACCGCCAUCAGGGACAUAGAGAGGACUACAGACCGCCAUCAGGGACAUAGAGAGGACUACAGACUGCCAUCAGGGACAUCACAGACAGGAGCAAAGGGCAGCCUGGGGGAGACAGCUGGCAAAAAAGGCAAUGUCUAGAGAGAGCCAUGCUCCUUUAUCUCCCACUACUACUGAUGAUGGUGAAUGAGGGGUCUCCAACCUACCGCGCCCAUGAGAGCCCGCCGUGUAUAAUAUCGACCAAUAUGGCGGCACACUGUCAGAACAAGUCUUUUCAAGAGAUUCCGCUGGGACUUCCGGCUGGCAUUAAUGUUCUCUAUAUGUCGAAGAACGACCUACGAAACCUCACAAAGACUCAGUUGAGUGUGUAUUCCUUCAUAGAAAUUCUGGAUCUGAGCAGCAACAAAAUACACUAUAUCCAGCCUGAUACCUUUGCGGACAUGGUCUAUCUGAAAGAAAUCAAUCUGGCUGACAACUAUUUGGACAGAUUUGUGAGCUAUCAGUCACCGGGCAUAGGUCUCCUACCUAUCGUCCAAAAGUUGGACCUGUCGAGGAAUAGCUUGUAUACAGAUAUGAUCGGAUACUUUCUAGAACACGCUCCUCAUCUCCGCUACCUUUCUCUGUCAGGAAACAGCAUCACCAUGAUCUCUCCAGAAAUGUUUUUGGGUACUCCGCUCUUAGAAGAACUCGAUCUUCACAAUAACAUCAUCAUGGACAUAGAGGAAGGUUCUUUCGAGCACCUCAUUCAUCUCAAAAAAAUGAAUCUCGCCUUGAAUUCCGUCACCUGCAUAUCCCAAUUCAACCUCCCCCAACUCCGAAGUCUAAAUCUCAGUAAAAACAGUCUACAGUCCUUCUACACAUCCGAAUCCGAUGAAGAAUAUCAGCUACGAGACGUUGACCUCAGUGACAACAAACUGGUACGUUUUCCGGUAUUCCCAAAUGCCAACCACAUUGUUUUCUUGAACCUUUCCAUGAACUUUAUCCGGUGCGACGAAGAGACAUCUCCGAAGGAAUACAGUUGGUUAGAAGAAGAUGGUGGAAGGAAUGCAAGUAUGGUUGACCUACUAAAACUUACCCAUCUAGACUUGAGCUACAAUAACAUCCAGUCCAUCGCUGAAGACUUCUUCACCACCAUGCCCAUGCUGAAAUUUGUCAAUCUGAGCAGAAAUUGUCUUCAGUGUUUUCAAUUUGGAGACAAAGUUAGACUGAACUCCUUGGAGGAACUGGAUCUGAGUGAGAAUUCCCUCCAGAACAUGUCCCUGGGUUCCGGCUCAUUGACAUCCUUACAAGUUCUUCACUUACAAAAUAACCAACUUCAGGUGGUCAAGUCAAGGAGCUUCCAAAAUCUCCCCAGUAUUGCCACCAUUAACCUUCAAAACAAUAAUGUUGACUUAUGUGGCAUGGACUUGGGAGAAGUAAGCUUCCAAGGGCCCUAUGGGUGUUCAUUCUUCUAUCACAUCCCGACUUUACAAUAUUUGAACCUUCGACAGAACACGUUGGGAAUGUUACCACAAUACGCGUUUUAUGGCACGCCCUUGGCUUUUCUUGACAUCUCCAUGAACCUUGGCCUUACCAUUAACCCAAAUGCCUUGAAGGGAUUGGAAGGUUCUCUUGAAGUUCUACAUGUUGAAGAUAAUUCUCUCGUUCAGCUGAAUGUUGACUUGCCUUGUCUAGUCCAACUUAAGUAUCUGAACCUCUCUGGAAACCAAUUGACGUGGCUACCUCCUUGGAACAAAAAUUGUCAUUUGGAGACACUCGACUUGAGUAACAACAGCUUCAGCAAUCUCAAGGAUAGCAAUAUCCCUGUCUUGGAAAACACUUUAAAGACCCUUUCCUUGUAUGGAAACCCCCUCAGCUGCUGCGAAAACUCUUGGAUCACCCAUAUGGUCAGAAGGAACAUGGCAAGCAUCGUAGGUCUAGAUGCCACCAUGUGUCAUAACUCUAAUGGUGAAAGAGUAGAGAUCCUCCUGGGCCAGAAUGAUUUCCAUAACUGUGAAGAAGAGGACAUGAAGGACAUGAACAUAGUUAUCAUUAUAACCAUAGCUCUGGUCUUACUGUUUACCGCCAUAGGUCUUGGAUUUUUAGGAUUUUACUGCAAGCAAAGAGUUAACCAGCAAUUUAAAGCUUAAUAUGAAGGAUCUGCUGCUUAGGGUCCUCGAUGAGAACAUGUCAAAAGUACUUUACGGCAGACGCUUGACCUUAAAGGGGUACUCCAUUGCUAGACAUAGGGGAUAAGGUGUCUGAUUGCGGGGUCUCAGCGUCCGGUUAUGUUCAGGACGCUGGAUUCGGGAGGCCUUGGUCGUGAUGUCACGUCACACCACACCCCUUCCAUUCAUGUCUAUGGGAGGGGGCGUGAUAGAUGUCACGCCGCCCCCUCCCAUAGACAUGAAUGGAGGGGGCAUGGUAUGAUGUCACGAUGGGGCGUAACAUCACCACCAUGGCCUCCAGAACCCAGCGGUCUGAACAUAAUGUUCAGAACACCGGGUGUCUGCAUGGAGAUCACGGGGGAUUCCAGCAGCCGGACCCCGCAAUCAGACAUCUUAUCCCCUAUACUUCGCAUAGGGGAUAAGAUGUCUAGCAACGAAGUACCCCUUUAUGUUUCAUCUCCAUCAUUGUAAAUCAACUGACUUUAUUCGAGAUCUCUCCAAAAAAUUUUAAGAAAUGAUGAAUGUAUUAUUGUCACCAUUGUUGGUGAUGGUCUCUGUACAGUAAUGAUGAACUGUUUUGCAUUGCUGCGGGAACAUAUGUUUUUUUCUU
Hyla sarda is the source of this 2914-nucleotide messenger RNA. It is a transcript of the gene LRRC32, whose product is annotated as leucine rich repeat containing 32. Gene Ontology annotation, cellular component: extracellular matrix; plasma membrane. NCBI's taxonomy places the organism in Eukaryota, Metazoa, Chordata, Amphibia, Anura, Hylidae. Bases 307 to 2286 code for a protein of 659 amino acids. The transcript has 3 exons. The record is from RefSeq and is a predicted model, not a curated record. Gene Ontology annotation, molecular function: protein binding.